AUGUCUGCAUUCCAGGUGCAUCCCACCUGUGGGCGCUGUCUUUCAGGUGGCACCGAAUGCGUCUACGACGAGAGUGCCAGUGUUGCGGCUCAACCAUCCACUUGGCAAACCGCGUCAACUUCGCAUUUCCCAUCUUCAUCGUCGACAAGUUAUGCAAGACCGGAGGAAGGGAGGGGAACAGUACCUCAGAUUGAGCCCACUGCAGAGCCCGUGUCCAGGCCAAACAACCACGAGAGAGGGCAAAUUUCUGUUUAUGAUGGUGGCCGCUCAGCCUACGUGGGCUCAACCUACUGGGCAAAUGCGAUUCCCUAUGAGCUCAACCGUGACAGCGUGCCUACAGUCCUCGGCGAAACAAGCCCUUUCCCCAAAUUUCCUGGUAGGAUGCAGGAGGGAGGAUUCGAGUGGAGCGGACAGAAGUUUCGCCCACCGCGCAAUUGCGGCUUCGAAUGGACCAAGUCCUCGUCGAACAAAUGCAAGUUCUGUGGAAGGAACUACAACAUCUCGUGUGUCAUGGCCCUGUUACCCAGUCGUGAAAUCUGUGAGAAGCUGUGCGGCUUCUUCUCGUCAACCGUCUUUCCUCUGACUCCAAUCUUCCACAUGAAGAGCUUCGCCGAGGAUUUCAGAACAUUCUGGGACGGCAUUCCAUCUGCGAAUGUGCACAAUGCCGAGCCCAGCGUGUUCAUGCGCAAGAAGCCGGGCUUCCUUUCUCUCCUAUCUGCCAUUCUGUUUGCGGCAGUCUUCUCGGCCUCACCAGCCCGUCUUGAGCGGAUCUUUGGCGAGUCCAUCGAACUCAAUCCAGGGGACAUGUACUUCAUUGCCAUGGCCUCGGCGAGCCUGACCGGGUUUCCUCGACGGCCGAGCAUCUACUCUCUGGCCGCUUACAUUAUUGCGCAGAGCCAGUUCGUGAGAGAAGAAGAGUUCUCGGACGCGCCCGAUUUUAUUGCAACCUCGUUCCGCGUUGCGCUCGGCAUGGGCUUACAUCGCCAACUCCCAGAAUCGGGACUGUCGCCCGCCGAGCUGGAGACCAGACGCAGGCUUUGGUGGUAUAUUCUGCACCUGGAUGUCAUGUCUUCAUCUUCUUCUGGGCUGUCACCUCUCUUCAUUAAUCAGAAAAUGGCAAACACCGAUGCGAUAUGUCAAUACGACGUCCAGAGCGACGAUCCGGGUGCUCCUCAGGAUGUUGACGUUCGUUACCUGGUGGCAUCUCGCCGUUACGAAAUCACCAGGGAGAUCAGAAGAGUUCUGGUGCUCCAUUUCGAGGACGCCUUCCAAUCGCUGGACGUGGUCGCAGAUUGUGCCGGCCGCCUUCGCAUGAUAGCUGACCGCACCAGUGCGACUGUCGACACCUUGCUCAAGGCGAGGGCUUCUGCGGAGACGAAAAGCUCUAUAUCCACCACCCCUCGUCCCGCCGACCAGGGGCCUGCUGUGAUGCUAGACUUUGAUCGGGUGUGGACUCUUCGACCAGACCCAAGCGAUAAAGAGGUCGUGGACUUUACCGCUUGGUCUGCCCUUCUCCUGCACCUGAUGGUACACAAGGCGUACUGCGUCCUCUACCAUCCCCUUUUCCGGGAUCCCGCGAUGGUGGCAGACGAAAACAUCCGAACAAAUGCCGUCAAACACGCCCAAGCAUUCAUCCAAGUCUUCAUUCGCGUCUGCAACGAUCCCAUUUCCGAGCCUUUCCACUGGAUGUACCCCGGGACAUACCAACCUCUGCAAGCGGUAUCCCUCCUGCUGGCCGACCUUCUCCAGCACCCGUACAGCGACGACGCGGCUCUGUCUCGGGGGUUGAUCGACGCCAUCUUCGAGCUGUACCAGGUGGACGAGGGCAUCGUCAGCCAGAGCGACCCGCCGCGGCGCCAGCUGUCGCCGUCCGGACGCGACGCGUGGACCAUGCUGGUGCGCACGCGGCGCAAGGCCCUGGAGCUGGUGGGCAUGGACUACCACGUGCUCUUCCCGUCCAACGCGGUGCUGUCGAGCCGGUGCAUCUGCGGCGAAAAGAUCUCGGCGUCCGACCAACACCACCACCAGCAGCAGGACAGUACGAUGCAGUACCAGCCGACACGCCCGGGCGAGGGACAACAGCCACCAAUAACCCCACAGAUCCCGCAGGACAUGCCGGGCGAACAGACGACGCCGGGCCAGAUGCUCUACGACUUCGACUGGCACGCGUGGGACAACGCGCUGGGGCCCUCGAUUGGUCUGAUGCCGUGA
This is a messenger RNA of Fonsecaea erecta, 2211 nucleotides long. RefSeq lists its product as hypothetical. The record is from RefSeq and is a predicted model, not a curated record. Gene Ontology annotation, biological process: DNA-templated transcription. The transcript is spliced from 5 exons. Bases 1 to 2211 code for a protein of 736 amino acids. Gene Ontology annotation, molecular function: zinc ion binding; DNA binding. NCBI's taxonomy places the organism in Eukaryota, Fungi, Ascomycota, Eurotiomycetes, Chaetothyriales, Herpotrichiellaceae.